GGUAUUCGGACACAGUGAGGGGACUGCAGGACAGACGGGGUGAGGGAGACACAGUGAGGGGAGUGCGAUCCCGGCCGGAGCCGGGGGUGAAUGUCUGCGGAUCCGAGGUCAGGGCUCGGUUCUGCUCGCUGUAUCUCUCCGGAGAAGAUGCGGCAGAUCCGUUGCUCAGAGGCUGUGGCUCUGGGUUGCUGCCUGAUCCUCGCGUUCCUUCCCCGGCAGGCGAAGCCCGGAGUCCCCGGAACCCCCCGAUCUGCUCCGGGAAGAGGGCUGGUACGGGCGGCGAGAGUGAAGGUGUGUGGUGCUGCGUGCUGCAAAGGAUGGGCAUCUGGGCCGCAAGCCGGAAGGUGCACGAAACCGCUCUGCAUCCCACGCUGCCGUAACGGUGGGUUUUGUCAGCGGCCGCAGACCUGUGCGUGCAAGCCCGGCUUUGAGGGAAGACGCUGUGAGACUGAGAUAUCCCUGCAGCAUCGGUCAAACAUCACAGUUCCCUCGGCUCGGCCUCUGGAAGUCGUGUCCACAAGCAGCAGCCUGAAGGGAGGAAGAGGGCGAGAAGGAAGAAAAGCUGUCAUCUCCCGUUACAUUGGCCGGAAAAAAGCCACGGUUCGACGGCAGCCGCUAUCAGUGAAGCAGUCUCAGGCCAUGUUACUGAGGAAACUCUCCAGCAAACUCCCUGUGGCUGCCAAGAGUCACUCACCGAUGCACAUCGCGGAGGGCCAGGGCAGCAAGACAAUCCCGAGGAUGGCCGGGUACGGACAUUCUGCCGUCAAACAAUCCAAGCUGAGAGUUCUCUGUACAUUUCGAUGCCAGAACGGAGGAGUGUGUGUGGGAAGGGAUCGGUGUCGUUGCACACCUGGCUUCAAGGGAAGAGCUUGUCAGAUUCCCGCUUCAUCCCACAGCAGCUUCCCAACUGAGGAGCCAGUCGCAGUAUCCAAAUCUCGGAUACGAAGCUCAUACACCCUGCCUCUCUCCAACCAACGGCUCCGACACCCGGCAGAUCAACGGAUGCUAUCAGUUGUUAACCUACAAGUUGACCACCCUCCUGAAGUGUCUGUGAAGAUCCACCAGGUCUCACGGGUAAAUGGAGGAAGGAACAACAGUUCUGCUCCACAACCCAUCGUACACGGAACCCGUCAGAGGGCACUACGUGAUCAGGCAAUGGAAGAUCAGCUGGGAUCUCUCACGGUCAUUCCGCAGUCUGGUGGUGACUACCCGUUCGGCUACUGCUUCACCGAGAUAACAAAUGGACAGUGUGCUUCCCCUCUGACUGGGCUGCGGACACUGGAGCACUGCUGCCGAGGAGGAGGAGUAGGCUGGGGAGUGACGGAGUGUAGCGAGUGCCCGGUGUCUCCAGAAAGUGACUGCCCGCAAGGAUUUCAGAAAACAGCUGACGGUGAAUGUCAAGACAUCAAUGAGUGCAGCUCGCCAAGAAUCUGUCAGAACGGCAAGUGCAUGAACAUGAGAGGCAGUUACAGCUGCGUCUGCAACCCCGGCUACGUCCAAGAUACUUCCAAGAGCCGGUGCAUCUCACAGCAGGUUAUCUCACCGACCCGGGGACCCUGUUACCGCAUUUGGAGGAGUGGGUUCUGUUCCCUGCCCGUUGUACAGAACAUCACCAAGCAGAUCUGCUGCUGCAGUCGCGUAGGGAAAGCCUGGGGUCCCAACUGCCAGAGGUGUCCUUCCCUGGGCACAGGUGCAUUCCGGGAAGUCUGCCCUGCUGGACCUGGCUACCACUAUACCAGGUCAGACCUCAGAUACAUCAACCGGGUGAACGAAGAGCAUAGCCAAAACAGAGGGCGGGUGAAUCUAGUGCGGCAAACCACCACCCUGGCACCUCGUGGCAGGCACACUGUGGCUCCCAGGUUGAGAGAGAUGACAACUAUCGCCAUUUUGCCUACAACUACCACCACGGCCCUGCCUUGGAGAAGAACCCCAGCUCCUCAGCUUCAUAUCUGCCUCCGAGUUCCACAGGUCUGUGGCCCAGGACGCUGUAUGAUGCGACAGCAAGGGUACACGUGUGUGUGCAACGCGGGGUUCAGGCUGAAUGCUGAGCGAUCGCGCUGUGUCGAUAUGGAUGAAUGUGGACAAAGGCCUUCACCCUGCCCCAAUGGUCGAUGCGAGAACGUGGUUGGCAGUUACCGUUGUGUGUGCUCCAGAGGGUUUGUGGCCAAUUCUCAAGGCACAGAUUGUACUGAUAUCGAUGAGUGCUUGAAUGAGCUCGCUUGUCCAAACUCGGAGUGUGUGAAUUCCAUUGGAUCUUUCCACUGCCUCCCCUGCUCCACAGGAUACCAGAUCCAGGAUCGAAAGUGUACAGAUGUGGAUGAAUGUGGACAAAGGCCUUCACCCUGCCCCAAUGGUCGAUGCGAGAACGUGGUUGGCAGUUACCGUUGUGUGUGCUCCAGAGGGUUUGUGGCCAAUUCUCAAGGCACAGAUUGUACUGAUGUGGAUGAAUGUGGACAAAGGCCUUCACCCUGCCCCAACGGUCGAUGCGAGAACGUGGUUGGCAGUUACCGUUGUGUGUGCUCCAGAGGGUUUGUGGCCAAUUCUCAAGGCACAGAUUGUGCUGAUGUGGAUGAAUGUGGACAAAGGCCUUCACCCUGCCCCAAUGGUCGAUGCGAGAACAUGGUUGGCAGUUACCGUUGUGUGUGCUCCAGAGGGUUUGUGGCCAAUUCUCAAGGCACAGAUUGUGCUGAUGUGGAUGAAUGUGGACAAAGGCCUUCACCCUGCCCCAAUGGUCGAUGCGAGAACGUGGUUGGCAGUUACCGUUGUGUGUGCUCCAGAGGGUUUUUGGCCAAUUCUCAAGGCACAGAUUGUGCUGAUAUGGAUGAAUGUGGACAAAGGCCUUCACCCUGCCCCAAUGGUCGAUGCGAGAACAUGGUUGGCAGUUACCGUUGUGUGUGCUCCAGAGGAUUUGUGGUCAAUUCUCAAGGCACAGCUUGUACUGAUAUGGAUGAAUGUGGACAAAGGCCUUCACCCUGCCCCAAUGGUCGAUGCGAGAACGUGGUUGGCAGUUACCGUUGUGUGUGCUCCAGAGGAUUUGUGGCCAAUUCUCAAGGCACAGAUUGUACUGAUAUCGAUGAGUGCUUGAAUGAGCUCGUUUGUCCAAACUCAGAAUGUGUGAAUUCCAUUGGAUCUUUCCACUGCCUCCCCUGCCCCACAGGAUACCAGAUCCGGGAUCGAAAGUGUACAGAUGUGGAUGAAUGUGGACAAAGGCCUUCACCCUGCCCCAAUGGUCGAUGCGAGAACGUGGUUGGCAGUUACCGUUGUGUGUGCUCCAGAGGGUUUGUGGCCAAUUCUCAAGGCACAGAUUGUACUGAUAUUAAUGAGUGCUUGAAUGAGCUCACUUGUCCAAACUCAGAGUGUGUGAAUUCCAUUGGAUCUUUCCACUGCCUCCCCUGCCCCACAGGAUACCAGAUCCAGGAUCAAAAGUGUACAGAUGUGGAUGAAUGUGGACAAAGGCCUUCACCCUGCCCCAAUGGUCGAUGCGAGAAUGUGGUUGGCAGUUACCGUUGUGUGUGUUCCAGAGGGUUUGUGGCCAAUUCUCAAGGCACAGAUUGUACUGAUAUCGAUGAGUGCUUGAAUGAGCUCGUUUGUCCAAACUCGGAAUGUGUGAAUUCCAUUGGAUCUUUCCACUGCCUCCCCUGCCCCACAGGAUACCAGAUCCGGGAUCGAAAGUGUACAGACAUUGAUGAAUGUGCAAGAGGUGCAACCUGUGGAGAGGCUGGAAUGUGCGUCAACACCGAAGGCUCCUAUCGGUGCAGAUGUAACCCUGGAUACCGGCUCCGUGCUGACGGCAAUCAGUGUGCAGAUAUCAAUGAAUGUUUUGAAGGAGAUUAUUGUGCCCCAUAUGGAGAGUGUCUGAACAGUGCAGGAUCCUACACCUGUCUCUGUGCUGAGGGAUUCACCACUUCUGCUGACCUCUCUACUUGCUUAGAUGUUGAUGAGUGUACCACCGCUGACCGCUGUGACAGAGGGCGCUGCACCAACACUGUCGGCUCAUUUGAGUGCUCGUGUGAACCCGGAUUCCGAGUUGAUGCGGAUCGAUCUCAGUGUCUAGACCUCGAUGAGUGUGUGGAAUACCCAACGAUCUGCGGCUCCAAACGUUGUGAGAACACCCCCGGCUCCUUCCAGUGCAUCACCGAGUGUGGAGUGGGAUUCCAGCUGAGCCCCGCCCAGCAGUGUGUUGAUAUAGACGAGUGCAGCAAUGCCACCAUCUGUGGACCCAAUGCCUACUGUCAGAAUGUGGCAGCGACGUUCCGGUGUCACUGUGACCAGGGUUACCAGAGGGCAUCAGAUGGGUCACAGUGUGUGGAUAUAGACGAGUGCAGCAAUGCCACCAUCUGUGGACCCAACGCCUACUGUCAGAAUGUGGCAGCGUCGUUCCGGUGUCACUGUGACCAGGGUUACCAGAGGGCAUCAGAUGGGUCACAGUGUGUGGAUGUGAAUGAGUGUCAGAUCAUGCAAGGCGUUUGUGGUGCAGCGUCUUGCGAGAAUGUCCCUGGUUCAUUCUUGUGCAUCUGCCUGGAUGAGAAGGAAGAAUUUGACCCUGUAACAGGACGAUGCAAUCGUCGAGUUGAGCACGCGACACCUGCAAGGGAGAAGAAUGAAUGCUACUACAACCUGAAUGAUGUGCAGCUGUGCCAGAAUAUCCUGGCAGGCAAUGUGACUCGGCAGGAGUGUUGCUGUACCGUCGGGGAGGGAUGGGGCAAGGACUGCAGAAUCUACCAGUGUCCUGUGUAUGACUCCGAUGAAUAUCAGUCUCUGUGCCCUCAAGGGCGAGGGUUUAUUUCCGUUCCACACCCAACAUUUGAAAGGAGUUACAUGGAUGCCGACGAGUGUACGCUCUUUGGGUCGGAAGUCUGCAAGAAUGGCGUGUGCGUCAACACGGUUCCGGGAUACUCCUGUUAUUGUCCAUUUGGAUAUUAUUAUCACUCCACCCUUCUGGAGUGCAUUGAUAACAACGAGUGUGAGGACGCAGAUGUUUGUGACAAUGGAGAAUGUGUGAACACAGUGGGCUCCUAUUACUGUUCAUGUCAGCCUCCCCUCAUCCUUGAUGUCACUCUUCGCAGGUGCACCUCCAACGAUACCGAGCAGUUUGAUGUCCACAUGGCUCUCUGUUGGCAGGAGGUAGGCCGCAACUACCUGUGUAAACGGCCUUUUCUGGAGCGACUUACAACCUACACAGAAUGUUGCUGUCAGUAUGGUGAAGCAUGGGGAAUGGACUGUGCCCUGUGCCCAACUAGAAAUACAGAAUAUCACAAUGCGUUGUGCAGCUACCUGAGUUCACCCACUGAUGAAGAUGAUGGCUACCCUUACGGUUUGGAAUAUGAAAACUAUGGUCCGCAGUUUGAACCAGAGUUCCCUCCGGAUACCUUCCGGACCUAUGAUCCCCAAGAGUACGAUGCUGGCCCAUCUCCACUCAGUGACAGGCGAGGGUCCAGUCCCCUGGAGUUUGAGCCGUACCCAGCUGCGGACCCUCUGGGUGGCCGUACGCUCUACGAGUCUCGCCGACAGCGCUCGGGACCAGCCCGCAGUGAGCAGAGCUCGUCCUCUCGAUCCCGCUACCGGCCUCGAACCAGGCACACCGGGCGUGGUUUCAGCACCAGGAGCAUCCGGGUCAGCUUGCCUGAGCAGCAGAAUCGUCAGCCAGACGCUGCACCGGACACCCACCCUCGCCUCAUCAGUAACAACGGGCAAUAUCACACCCAGUUCCAACAAUACAACAGCCUGCGGGUGGAGGAAUGUGGAAUUGUGAACGGCUGUGAGAAUGGCAGGUGUAUCCGUGUGCCCGAGGGCUUCACCUGUGAUUGUGACGCCGGCUACAGACUCGACAUGACCAAGAUGACUUGCAUUGAUAUAAACGAGUGUGACGAAGUUGAAGAUCCCACAGUUCUCUGCAGGAACGCCAAAUGCAUUAACACGGACGGCUCGUAUCGAUGCAUCUGCUUACGCGGUUACGUGCUGUCACGCCAGCCCAAUCACUGCACAACCGUGCAGGGGAGCGUGAGGGGGGCAGGCUUGUGAAACCAAAGAUUAAGAAUAGCAACCAGUUCCACGUUUAAGAGACAAGUUGUUAUUGUUGAAUAAUCAGGGUGGGAGGUAUUUAUUUCACUGCUAUUUAAUUGAUAUUGGGGAGAGGCGGGGAGAAGCACAACUUAUCAUAUGAGAGCACUUGAACUUUGUUUUUAAACUGGGAUUGUACUGGUCUUCAAUCCAGCAGCUCUGCAUUCCAUCAGAACCUGACCUGCUGGCAGCAACUAUUCCUUGUGUAUAACAGUCCAGUAUCAUUAAAAACAAUCUGGUCUGCAUACAAUGAAUUAAUAUCAUGCGAUGUUCUUGUUGAAUCUGUUCCACACUGAUAGCUGUCUCAUUUUAGCUGAGCCACCUAAAGAUGACUCACUAUUUAUUUUACUCACUGACCAUUACACCACUGACAUUGAGGGCAGCAAUGAAAGUCCUUUAUCUCUGGUAUUAUUCAGAGCUUCCUUCAUCAUGUCAGUAGUUUCCUCUCUGUUUUCACUGGCAGUCAUGUAAGUCCUGGGUGCAGACUCAGGAAUAUUGUUGCACUCAGAUAUUGAAGAGUUCUUCAUUGUUGUUUCCAGAAGUGUUUUUUCUUAGUCAGGGUUGUUAGUCCUGAGCUGGAGGGCUGGACCACUCUUAGUCUGCCCUCUACCCUUUGGCCAGUUUGGCAUGGGUGACCCUAUCAAGAGCCAAAGAAUAAAGCCUGACUGCAGCCAACAUAGCUCUCUGGGUCAUUGAGGCACGCAAGCCUCCAAACCCUACGACAAGGUUGUGGUCUUCUUGGAAUUGAAUGGGUAAUAUAGUUCACAGCCAUCUUUCCAGUUUCGUCUUCAAAGAGAGACUCCUUUACAUUGCAGUGGCACAGAAUAGGACUUCAUUGUCAUUGCUCAAGACAACGAGAUUGCAUUGUCUCAUUGAGGCUGACAGACUAAGCAACUAAUGCAUGUGUGAUGAUCCAUUGCCAGCAGCUCACAUGAGCCAGUCAAGCAGUGGGGCAGCUUACAUCUUCCUGAUUAUCAGAGGACCCUUUUGAAUCAGGGCAUCAAAUGUACAUGUUGCGAUCCCGAACUCUGUUACUGGGCAGCAAGCAACACUAAGGGAUGUAGUGAAUAGAGCAGGAAUCCAGUGUGAUUUGCCAGAAAUUUGGACUACAAUCACUAUGGACUCUGAUCUGAAAUGGAUGUUACCCACUCCACAUAAAAUCUGUCUCUCUAGUCAGAGUGUAAAUGGUCCAUUAAGUUCCUCCUUUGGCUUAUUUAAAUGCCUUUUCACCACUUUGAAGGAAUUGGGUUUCUUUUUCGCAAUAGUGGUGGUGUGUGGCCUAGUGGAUAAGGCAUUGGACUAGUAAUCUGAAGGUCACCAGUUCGAGCCUCAGCUGAGGCAGUGUGUUGUGUCCUUGAGCAAGGCACUUAACAAUACAUUGCUCUGCGAUGAUACCGGUGCCAAGCUGCUUGGUGCCCUUCCCUUGGGCAACGUUGGUGGCUUGCAGCUUGGGAAACUGCCAGUCUCCCAUACAACUCUGUCCAGGCCUGCACACUGGAAAAAUUUCAAGGCGCAAAUCCAUGGUCUCACGAGACUAACGGAUACAUAUUAUUAUUAAUGCUGGACCUAGGGUCAUAGAGUCGUAGAAGAAUAUAGCACAGAAACAGGUCCUUCAACCCAUUUUGUCCAUGCCGAACAUUUAGACCAUCUACUCCCAUUGACCUGUUCCGGGAUAAUAGCCCUCCAUACCCCUACCAUCCAUGUACCUAUCUAAACCUCUCUUAAAUGUUGAAAUUGAGCUCAAUUGCACCACUCGUGGCAGCUCAUUCCACACUCUCACCACCAUCUGAGUGAAAAAGUUUCCCUUCAUGUUCCCCUUAAACUUUUCCCCUUUCACCCUUAACCCAUGACCUCUGGUUGUAGUCCUACCCAACCUCAGUGGGAAAAGACUAUCUAUACCUGUCAUAAUUCUGUAAGAGUUUUCACACUGUUUCUCAAAGAUAUUUUUUCAGGGAUUCAAAGAGUGCGUGGUGGGGUCGAUGACAAGGUCAGCACCGUUGUCCGUUCCUCAUUUCCUUUGAGAAGUUGGGGUGACCUGUCUUCCUGAAAUGGCGCAGUUCUUCUGGUGAAGAUUCUGCCAUAAAGCUGUUGGAUAAGAAGCUCCAGGAUUCAAAGUUAACGGGGAAGGGGAUGUUAAUUCUUCUUUCAGCCUUAAAAGAGCACAGCAAGGAAGGGACUACACUGGCGAGCAUUCAUCCUGCCACCAACUACCUACUCUCCAUCAACAGUGUAUUGGUUCUGCCAUAAAGUGGCUUCAAACUCUGUGAAUUCUAUUUCCAUCCAUUCAGGUAAUAGUGGAGAGUCAAACAUCAGACUGAUAACAAGGCAUCGGUUCAUCCAUAUUUCUUACACGGGCACUAUGGUAUCUCUUUCAGAGUUCACUCCCUGAGAUUGCUCCUUCUGUUCUUAGUUUUCCCAUUACACUCCUGGAGGGAACACCUCCAUCUCCUUGUGAUGUGUCUGUAGAGAGAGAGAGAAAGACUGGGAUCAGACUCUGUGAAAGGCAAUGUUUACCAAUGGGCAAUCCCAAAAUAUCCAGAAAGAAUAAUCAGAAUUAGAAUCAGAGUCAGUUUUAAUAUCACCAGCACGUCGUGAAAUUUGUUGUCUUCACAGCAGCAGUACAAUGCAGUGCAUAAUGCAGACAAAAACGUGAAUUACAGUAAAUAUAUAUAUACACACUUUUGGUAAUUCACAUUUUUUCUUUAUUAUUUAUUGCAAUUUGACAUAUAAAUAAUAGUAAAAUAAGUAGUGCAAAAAAAGAAAAAAAAAGUAGUGAGGUAGUGUUCAUGGGUCCAUUCAGAAAUCUGAUGGCAGAGGGGAAGAAGCUGCUCUGGAACAUGAAUGGAAUUGCUGCAGUGUAUACGCAGUAUAACUACUGCGAUAUCAUCCAUGCAGUCUGAAUUGAGCAAGCCCAUGUUUCACACUGUUCAUUCAUUUGUUCGUUCGUUGUGUGCUGUGUCAUAUGAGGUAGGCAAUCAUGGUCUUUCUAUAAACAUCACCGUUCUUGGCAACUGUUUCUACUGAAGCUGUUUGCCAUUGUCUUCUUCUGGACAGUGCCUUUACAAGACAGGUGACCCCAGCCAUCAUUAUGCCAGGAAUUGCCUGGCAUCAGCGGUCGCAUCACCAGGACUUGUGAUCUGCACCAACUGCUCAAGCAACAAUCCACCGCCUGCUCUCAUGGCCUCACGUGACCCUGAUCAGUGUGGGGGGGGGGGGUGCUAAGUAGGUGCUAGAGCUUGUCCUCUACCCCUCCUUUGGCAAUGACACAUCUCCAUCCUGCACCACCAUGCCCUCCCCCCAUACCUUGCCUGAAUUUUUCUCAAUAUCUCAGAUUUAGAACAGAGCAGGACCAAUGAAAUCUCACAAUAUUCCCAAAUGUUAUCAUCUUAACAAGUACCAUUGUACUUCCACUCGAAAUACUGCAUCUUUUGUAUAACUUUAAAAAGAAUGAGUGCAUCUUUUUAGCCUGAUGUGCUGUCUUUCUAUACUUUGUUAAUCAGCUCAAAUUAAAAGACAAAUUAAGAUGUGCCCAAAAUAUUGCUGUAUUGUAAAUUCUUAACUGAGACAAAGUUUGAAGUUUUAGCUACCAUAGAGUCACAGGUUUUUAAAUCAUUUUUUUACAGAAAGUUAGACCUAUAUGUUCUAGGUGUUUUGCUGUGUUAUCAACUAAAAACCUGGCUGGUUCUGCCCAGUUCUGCUCGCUGCUCUGUACUGAACUGACGCUGCAGCUU
Molecule: messenger RNA, 9791 nt
Organism: Hypanus sabinus (Atlantic stingray)
Lineage: Eukaryota; Metazoa; Chordata; Chondrichthyes; Myliobatiformes; Dasyatidae
Product: latent-transforming growth factor beta-binding protein 4-like
Exons: 41
Coding region: 91-6021 (1976 amino acids)
Molecular function (GO): calcium ion binding; transforming growth factor beta binding
Source: RefSeq, a predicted model, not a curated record